This is a messenger RNA of Cottoperca gobio, 4174 nucleotides long. RefSeq names its product tripartite motif containing 33 (gene trim33). Bases 39 to 3635 code for a protein of 1198 amino acids. The record is from RefSeq and is a predicted model, not a curated record. NCBI's taxonomy places the organism in Eukaryota, Metazoa, Chordata, Actinopteri, Perciformes, Bovichtidae. Gene Ontology annotation, molecular function: zinc ion binding; protein binding. The transcript is spliced from 21 exons. Gene Ontology annotation, cellular component: chromatin.
UUUACGCAGUACGUGCAACGGUUCAAAGAGGAAGGAAGAUGGCGGAUAACAAAGGCGAGGAUGAUAUGGAACCGUCUGCUAACUCGGACUCUGUGCCUUCAGCGCAAGAUAGCGAGCAACUAGAAACGAAAGUCGAAAAUGCGGUAAUAAUCAUAGAAGUGAAUACAAAGGACGAUGAAGAAACAGCGUCCCAAGAUACCGCUAACGAGGCAUCUACACCCACCAGCGAAGGUGUAGACGUGAGCAACGGCGGGGUUGCUGUUGUGGGAGGGGAAGCCAAUGGUAGCACUAGUAAUGCUGUCAGCCCAGCUGCGACCAGCACCACCAAUGCAGAGCCGAUGGCUACUGAAACCCUGCCCGCCGUGGAUGCUCCUGUUGGCGGACUCACCACUGAAAUGUCCCCCCCCUCUACAGCUCCAACGGCCACGCCGGUAUCGGCUCCCUUUAAUUUUUUGGAUACGUGCGCAGUGUGUAAACAAAGUCUUCAGAGCCGAGACUGUGAACCAAAACUUCUGCCUUGUCUGCACUCAUUUUGCCUCAAAUGUAUCCCGCAACCGGACCGACAGAUAAGCGUACAGGUACCUGGACCACACGGGCAAACUGACACACACAUAGUCAAUGUUAUGCGCUGCUCAGUGUGCCACCAGGACUACAAACAGAGUGACAUCAUUGACAACUACUUUGUCAAAGAUACCACAGAGGCCACCAGCACAUCUGAUGAAAAGUCUGCACAGGUGUGCACAAGCUGUGAGGACAACGCAGGAACCAUAGGCUUUUGUGUGGAGUGCGGGGAAUGGCUGUGUAAGACCUGCGUGGAGGCACACCAGAGGGUCAAAAUUACCAAGGACCACAAAAUCCACACAAAAGAGGAUGCUGACGCUGCCUCCGAGUCUGUCGGUACGACAGGACAAAGGCCUGUGUUCUGUCCCAUCCACAAGCAGGAGCCUCUGAAGCUUUUCUGUGAGACCUGUGACACUUUGACCUGCAGGGACUGCCAGCUGCUGGAGCACAAGGAGCACAGGUACCAGUUCCUGGAGGAGGCUUUCCAGAACCAGAAAGGCAUCAUUGAGACCAGCGUGGCCAAGCUACAGGAAAAGAAGAACUAUGUCCAUUACUCUGUCUCGCAGGUGCAAAACAGGUUAAAGGAGCUGAAUGAGACGCACAAGAAGGUGGAGCACGAGAUCAAAAUUGCAGUAUUCACUCUUAUUAAUGAGAUCAACAAGAAGGGAAAGUCCUUGCUGCAGCAGUUGGAGAGUGUCACCAAAGAGCGCAGCAUGAGGCUUGUGUCUCAGCAUAAAGAUACCACGCAGCUGGCCCAACAGAUCCACCAUGUGCUCGGCUUCUGCCAAUGGGCCAUCGGCAAUGGCAGCAGCACAGCGCUGCUCUACAGCAAGAGGCUGAUCUUGUUCCAGCUUCGCCAGCUCUUCAAGGCUCGACUGGAGCCAGCGCCCCAGGCCAAUGGAGUUGUGCGCUUCUUCUGUGACCCCACCUUCUGGGCCAAAAACGUGGUGAAUCUAGGUAAUUUGGUAAUCGAAAAGCCACCCACAGCUGCGCAGCCGCCCGGAGUGAUGGUAGGAGGACCACCCAUUUCUCCAGGCCAUGGUCACCACGGCAAACACCCGGGACAGAUCAACCUGGCCCAGCUCCGGCUUCAGCAUAUGCAGCAGGCGGCCUACGCACAGCAGAAGCAGCAGCAUCAACAGCAGCAGCACCAGCAGCAGAUCCAGCAACAGAUGCGCAUCGCCUCCCAAAUGUCCCAGCAGCACGUCAGACAGGCCGGUCCACCCAUGGGCCAGCAGCAGCCCCCAAGGCUCAUCAGUAUGCAGCAGCUACCGAGAGGGCCUGUGGGUAUGAACGGUGGGCCAGGUCCCCCCAUGUACCCUUCGGCCCACCAUAUGCGUCUCCCGGGUCCACCACAGGGCCGAAUGCCAACGGCUCAGCCUAGACACAAUGGGCAGCAGUAUCCCGCCAUGAUGCAGCCUCAGCUACAGAGACAGAUGUCUAUAGAAUCUGAGAUGAGCCACCAAAGGUUUCGUUUCUUACUACAAUCAGGGCAUUCCAACCCAGGGCAUGCGGGUCCUUUCCCGGUGGCAUCCCUCCAUAAUGCCAACCCCACAAGUCCCACCAGUGCGAGUAUGGCAGGUGCCCAUGCUCACCGAGGCCCAGCCAGCCCCAUCAUCGGUCCCAUCGAGCUCAUCCCCUCCGUCACCAAUCCUGAGAACCUGCCCUGCCUACCUGAGAUCCCGCCCAUUCAGCUGGAGGAUGCAGGGUCCAGCAACCUUGGACACCUCCUGUCUCGCUACAUCACAGCCAGCACGCAGCAUCACCUUGGCUCACUGGACAUGAAUGCAUCACCUGGACUGUCCACACACUCUCCUGGAUCUUCAGGUCUGUCGAAUGCACACACACCAGCACGACCUUCUAGCACGUCCAGCACAGGCAGCUGUAGCUCUGCGGGGAGGGUGGGGCCAGGAGGCGGAACUGGAGUGGAGCAGGUGAGGGUGAAGCAGGAGCCGGGGACAGACGACAGCUACAGCUGUCCUGCCUCUUCUCUGAAGACUGAGCGGGGCAACGAUGGCGGGAGGAGUUCCUGCAUGAUGAGCAACCUGGAGAGCAGCCCCUAUCCUGCAUUGGGAGUCGUAUCUGCCGGCCAAGAUGCUCUCAAGGCUUUAGGGGAGUGCAUCAAAACAGAACCCCAAUCUGAGACUCCUUGUUCCGGAAAAAGUGGCUCCAGUACCGCCACCUCCUCCACCACCACCACGACCUCCACUACCUCAUUAUUCUCUGAGAACGGCAGCAGCACAGCAGGCCUUCUGCUCACUAAUGGAAACUUAGAAAAGGGGACAGAGACCAAAGGGGCCGGGGCGUUGGCUGGAAAAGGCCAUUCUGGUUGGAAAGAGGACGACCCAAAUGAAGACUGGUGUGCUGUUUGUAUCAACGGGGGGGACCUGCUGUGCUGUGACCGCUGUCCCAAAGUGUUCCACAUGAAAUGUCAUGUACCCACCAUAAAAAUCUUCCCUACGGGUGACUUUCUCUGCACAUUUUGCCGGAGCCUAACAAUCCCAGAGAUAGUGUACUGUGACGACAGCAAGACCAUCAUAGAGGAGCAGAGUCUGAGUCCAGAGGACCAGAGGAAAUGUGAACGCCUCCUGCUGCACAUCUUCUGUCAUGAGCUCAGUGUGGGCUUCAGGGAACCUGUUCCUAGCUCUGUGCCGAACUACCACAAGAUUAUCAAGAAGCCCAUGGACCUGAAGAAGGUGAAGAAGAGGCUGCAGUUACGGAGCUCCCAUCACUACCAGUCCAUCCAAGAGUUUGUGUCCGACAUGCGCCUGGUCUUCACAAACUGUGCAAAUUACAAUGAGAUGUCUCGAAUAAUCCAGGUUUAUGAUGAGGAGAAACAGAUUAAUACGCAGGUGGGAUCCGAGAUGGCGAUUUCCGGCAAGGCGGUGAGUCUGUGCUUUGAGGAGAAGUUGCAGGAGACGUUCCCCGAACAGAGCUUCCCUGAAACACCUGAAAGCGAGUGCCCGGACACAAAGGAAAAGGUGGAGGAGGACACGGAGGACUCUGAGGACGACUUCCUACAGCCCAGACGUAAACGAUUAAAAACGGAUGAGAAAGUGGUCCACAUCAAGUGAGAACCAACCUCAAAAGAAACGAGGGAAGUGAAAAACUAUCUUCCUCACGUCCCACACGUCUCCUCUGUUUGAGGAAGCAGUCAAAAAAAGGACGAGAUUCGCUGUACAAACCGCUUGGUUUAGCUCAUCCUUGCCUUUUGAAAGAAUUACUGUCAUUAGAAAUCUGCCUUUGUCAGAACUCUUGAGGACAGAAACAUAGAAGAGCUGCAUUUCCUCCUUAUUCCAUGGACACUCAAGAACUUGCUUGUACAUAUAUUAAAGUAGGACUUGUUUUGCGGUAGUUAAAUUAAUGAAUGCUCCUUUCUUUUCUAUCACCCAUUUUCAUUUGUAGAUUUGUUGUGAAAGUUGCUUUAUAAAACAUUUGAAUCCCCUGUCCCCUGUUCUUAAUGUAUUAUAUCUAUACUUUGACAUGAAACCUACCAAGUAUUUGUAUGACUUUGUGGAAGCGUUAUGUAAAUAAGAGAAUCUAGCCCACUGAAGAUGUUCCUGCAGUAUAGAUGUUUGGGUGCGUCAUCAAUAAAACCUGUUCUUGAAAUAUA